This is a messenger RNA of Talaromyces atroroseus, 2682 nucleotides long. RefSeq lists its product as hypothetical. NCBI's taxonomy places the organism in Eukaryota, Fungi, Ascomycota, Eurotiomycetes, Eurotiales, Trichocomaceae. Gene Ontology annotation, molecular function: protein binding. The record is from RefSeq and is a predicted model, not a curated record. The coding region runs from base 1 to 2682 and encodes 893 amino acids. The transcript has 3 exons.
AUGGCAUAUCAUUCACACCCGACUGUUAUUCAGAUGUCGACAAAUGAGCGUGCACAAGCUGACUCGGCGGAAGACCGCUUAUCCUCCAAUAAUAAUGUUUUCAGCGCUCCUGGUGGAUUGCAGUCCAACAACCCGGGGUCGGGCAAUCAAUUUGUUAGCUCUGGAUUCUAUGGACCGGUGAGUUUCGGUGCUGUGGAGUCUCACAUGAGAGAAAGACAAAAUGCUGUCCUGAAAAGUCUAGCCAAAUUGAAGUAUCAAGACCAGAAAAACCGCAACCCUGAUCGAACUCGAGGCACUUGCGAAUGGUUUACUAAACAUGCAACCUUCAAAGCCUGGCAAGAAGCGCGAGUGUCCCAAAUGCUGUGGGUUUCUGCAGGUCCUGGAUGUGGAAAGUCUGUUCUUGCCAAAUAUCUUGCAGAUCAUCCAGGGAAGAAAUCAUCGAACGAAUUUGAGUCGAGCGACAUCAUCACCAGCUCAUUCAGUGAGCUUUGGGGUGUUCUGAUCAGCGUGGCAAAAGAGAACAAGUCUGCACAUAUUAUCUGCAUCUUGGACGGCUUUGAUGAAUGUGAACAACUUGAACAGUCUCAAUUUACAGAGGCAUUGCGCGGGUUCUUUGAAAGUGAAAGUCGAAAACAAUGCAAUCUGAAAUUCUUGGUUACCAGUCGUUUAUAUGGUACUAUUCGACGCGCAUUCCAACCUUUAGAAAUGCCAGGGCAACCUAUGAUUCAUCUUAGUGGCGAGAAUAAUGCCGUGGCCAAUGAGAUUGCUAAAGAAAUUGAUAUCUUUAUCGAGACAAAAGUCGAGGAACUCAGAAAUAUACUGUGGCUAAGUGAAGAUGAGCGCGAUUUCUUGCUGGCAAAACUUACAUCUGUUCCCAACCGAACAUAUAUCUGGGUGUCUCUCACACUCAGUUUAAUUCAGAAUAUGAUUAAAGUUGAUAGGAGAACGCUGCUGAAUGCUACCACGAAUCUUCCUCAGACAGUGAAUGAGGCUUAUGAACGAAUAUUGGCCAGGGCUACCGACCAAGCUGAAGCUAGCAAAUUGCUUCACAUUAUCGUUGGGGCCAUGCGUCCUUUGACAGUUCAGGAAAUGAGCUUUGCUUUGGCUCUUGAAAAGGAGCAUCGGUCAUAUGCUGACCUGAACUUGCCACCAAAUAAUCGAUUCGAGGAAUACUUACGCGAUCUAUGUGGGCUCUUUGUUACUAUUGUGAACAGUGAAGUCUACCUCAUCCAUCAAACUGCGAGAGAAUUCUUGGUAGAUGAGAAUGUUCCUAGAGAAAUCGAUUCCCAGUUACAAGAAGACUCAAGAACACCACAACGAACCGCCGGCAGCCAAAUCAAUAAGUGGGAGCAUUCUUUAAAUGUGGAAUAUUCACAUACCAUUCUUGCGAAUAUUUGUAUCUGGCACCUACUUUUCACAGACUUCAAAAAGCCCGAGAUAAAAAGCCUGGACACUUCAAUGAUGCCGCGUCCAAUUGAGACUCGACUGUCUUUUCAGUCGAGGCGCUCGGUAUCUCCGCGCAAAUAUCCUUCCAAAACUAAUAGUAUCUUCUUCAACUAUUCUGCUUUGUACUGGAGCAACCACCUGUUGGGAUCAAAUAUAGAAAUAUACGCCCGAACAGAAGAGCUGCUUGCUGUCUGUGGUAAUCGCCCAGUUUGGUUCGACGUCUAUUGGGAAAACAUGAUAACCUCCGACGACCCCCCUUCUUUUGACAGUAUAUUCAUUGGAUCCUAUUUUGGAAUCACCCCCGUGGUCGACUAUUGGAUGGAGUUUGAGGAUAUUGAUAUAAACGCGAAGGAUAAUGUACAUGGACGGUCAGCAUUAUCCUGGGCGGCAGGAAAUGGCCAUGAAAAUGUUGUCAAGCUUUUGACACAGACGUCUCGCAAGUCAAUCAAAAAAGGUCAUUAUCCAGUGAUGAGGAUGUUGAUUGAAAAGGAUAUCGAUGUGGAGACAAACGAUAGCCAGUAUGGCCGAACACCACUCUUAUGGGCGACUGUCAACAACCACAUAGCCAUGGUUAGGCUACUGCUCGAAAAAGGUGCCAAUACAGAGGCGAAAGAUAACCAAUAUGGGCGAACCCCACUCCUAUGGGCCGUUCACGAUGGUCAUGAAGCGAUUGUUAAGCUAUUGCUAGAAAAAGGUGCUGACACAGAGGUGAAGGAUAGCCAAUAUAAUCAAACACCGGUCUCUAUGGCGGCUUUGAAUGGCCACGAAGCCAUAGUCGAGAUCCUACUCAAGAAAGGUGCGAAUACGCAUGCAGAGGACAGUAUAUAUGGCCGGACACUGCUCUCAUGGGCAGCUAUGAGUGGUCGCUACGCAGUAGCUAAGCUACUACUUGAGAGAGGCGCAGACAUAGAAGCAAAGGAUAGCCAGGAUAACCGAACACCACUUCUGUGGGCAGUUAUGAAUAACCGGACAGAAUUGGUGGAGCUACUACUUGAGAACGGUGCAGAUAUAGAAGCCAAAGAAGACCCAUAUGAGCGGACAUCACUCAUUUGGGCAGCUGAAAAGUGUCCUGUGCCGAUGAUUAAGCUAUUGCUCGAGAAGGGUGCCGAUGUAGAGGCAAAGGAUAUCAAUGGUGAGAAUCCGCUCACAUUAGCGAUUAGGAGGAGCCGUGGCAAGGAUGUGGAGUUGCUUAUCAAACAUGUUGAUGAAAUAAAGACAAACAAAAGCGAUCGCUAG